CUCGUACAGUAGCCUCCGCUUGAAUGGAGGUGUAAGAGCGGCGCGGUGCACACUCGCAGACAACCCUAUGUACACCUCAGUACCCUGGUGAGCCCUGUCUGGAGCACAUGCUGCAGGGAAGGCCCUCCAGUCGGCGCCAGCUGGACUUCCUCUUCUUAAAUGGGACCGAGGGGGGAAGAGGUCUCAUUUACACCUUUCACACAGAAACCAAAAUGGGGUGGAUCUUCACAGGGGUAUUUGUUUCCUAUCAAAUAUGAUGAGAAAAAGCAUCCAUUGAGCCAGCAUCACAAUAGGCGCCAUGGCAACUGCAUCAUGAAAGAGACUGUCUCCAUGGCGAUUCGAAUGGUACCUCACAAGUAGGUUGAUGAAAGAGAGAAAAAGGAGGAGGGGCUGGAGGAGAUGCCAUGGUGCGUGGGAGAUGAACAGUUACAUAUUAGAUAAUUGAAGAUAAACUUUAGAUUAGAUAGAAACCUUUGGCCCUUUUUAAUCCCGGUAAAGUGUUCAGUUCUUUUCCGUGUGGAAGGAUCAUGACGUCAAGGUCAACCUUUCACUGUCCUUCAGACAACCCUGCGCUCAUCCCGCUGUCACUGCAGCCUCCAUCUUUUUCUCUGCCUCUGUUUCUCUAUGCCAACAUGAUAACGUUGUUACAGCUAUCAAUCAUUCAAAAAAGUAUUGAUUACAAUAUGUGGUAUAGGUUGACCUUGUGGUUGGAUCCAGUCAAGCUGUACCCAUACACAGUUGCUGAUCAGUCCAUCCCAUAAUGUGGACGCUGUAAUUGUGUUUGAUAAUGAUUUGGCCUGUUCAUGAUAUGGCUCCUCUAGCUCUUGCCGUCUCUCCUCAGUAAUGGGCCUCUCCUCAGUGUCAUUGAUAUGAAAAUGAGUCCGAGGAGCUAUGAUGUGUGCCAGGUGCUCAGGACACUCCAGCUGAGCUCAGCCCAGGAGGAGAAGCCCUCACUUGGGAAACAUAGCCUCAUACUGGGGGAGGGGGAAUGGUGACCAAACGCACUUGGACAAUCACUCCACCUAAUUCAUAACACACAGGUAGGAGGGGGAGGAGGCGAAACGGAGAGGAAGGGGGUCAGUAAAAGGAGGGGUGAGAGAGGAGGGUGACAGAGUCCUCUUGUGUUGUGGUUGGGCCACUCAGACGCUCCUCUAGGGUAAGGCCAGUCACACAGACGAAACACACGAACAGAAGGCGAGACAGACUGAGAAAAGGAUCCUGCAGAUCGACAGGACAGAAGCACAGAAACGGACAGAGAGAAAAACGAGACAGAUAAUUACACACUCAAGCUGUUAAACAUGACACUGCGUGAGGUGAGUUUAAAAAAACAUUUUUUUAAAGUUCCUACACAACAUAGAAAGGCUUUAUCGAACAUUCAUAAAUAAAGUUUCCAUGAGCCCAAUGUAGAUGCUUACUUUUCCUUUAUCUUACUUCACCUGUACUUAACUAAUGUUGGUCCAAGACAACAAAUGACGAUUUACAAUGACAGCCUUGUGAGUGUGGCUGUGUGUGUGUGUAUUAAAAAAAAAAAUGCUUGGUUUUAACACCGGUUGGCAAGAAGUGAUUGGACAUUAUUAGUCAAGUUAUUUUAAUAACAUGAGCCUUUGAGCAACGUGGCAGUAAGGCCUCUUCAGACAUUGAUAAUGAUCAAUCCACAGGUUAGUUCCACAACUUCAUAACUUGCUAGGCCAUUUGAUUUGGAUUGUGCCCACAUUUACCAUAAUCUAAUGAUAAGUGUUCAGGAUAAGCCGGAAUGGACGUAUCAGAGUGGCGUGGGUUGGUUAGCAUGCUAAUAAAACUCAUAUGUGUAUAUUCUAGACACUGGGUUUGAUAUGGUAUUUACAAUGGUAGGUUAAUGCUAUAUCCUCCUGAGACCCGGAGAAAAAAAAGGUUUGGGAUUUGUAUAUUUUUGUGGGGAUAUAGUGCUUUAAAAAACCAUAGUUGCAGCAUCCGGGUAUCCACUACAGAGGACAUUUCCUCUUAUUUAGCUCUUAUUUAAUGUGAACAAAUUAUUACACAGUCCUGACAACUCACUUAACUAUUCCUGAUAUAUUUACUUACUAGAAACAAUUUGAAUAUCAAACUCACAAAAAUGAACAUUAAUAAUUACAUACAAAAUCAUCAAUACUGAAACUUUCAGAUGACGUUUGUGAGUGAAUUGAAAAUGUUAAAUUGCUUUCAUGAGCUUUUUCUCUCACUGCCCUGAAUUUAAGACACGGGUUUAGCUGUCUGGGAAUUAAGAACAUGUCCAAUAUCAACAUGUCCUUUAUUUUGAGGAAUCUAAUUUCUUCUUGACUUCCUGCCUAAGAACAUUUCCAAUAACCUUUUGAAGGAAUAGCAACUUUGCUUAACUUUCUUCUUUAAGUCUAUAGUUAAGGAUAAAAUGGCAUUUAUGAAGAAAAGUCUUCUUAAAAACGUUUUGUGAGUCCGGCCCCAGGAAGAUAAAGUUGUCAAGGUCACACCCCCACAUAUGUGAUAUGAUUGUAUGGCCUCAGAGAUAUGCACAAAGAACUGAUGUCCACUAGAGAGUACAAAAAUGAAUAGCUUUGUCUCAGGAGGAUUAAAACAUGUGCCUCUGUUCCCUCUCCCUGAGGAGUUGCGUAGUCGUGAGUUCUGGCGUGCCAUGCUGGCCGAGCUGCUGGGUUCCCUGGUGUUUGUGAGUGCUGUUCUGGGGGCCUCUGUGCCGGGCCCUGGAGAGGCCUCCACGGGGCCCCUCUACCCAGCCCUGGCUGCAGGCAUGGUGGCUGUUGCCCUGGGACACUGUUUUGGAGAGAUCAGUGGAGCACAGGUGAACCCAGCAGUUACCCUGUCUCUGUUGGCCACGCGGAAGCUGGACCUGGUGAGGGCCCUGGUGUACGUGGGAGCCCAGUGUCUGGGGGCCUCCCUGGGGGCCGGGGCUCUCUACUUCGCCCUGCCCCUCAAAACCACCGCAGACUGCUUCGUCAGCAGGGUUCCUCUCGAGGUGAACGCGGCCCAGGCUCUAGGGAUGGAGCUUCUGUCAACGUUCCAGCUGGUCUUCACUGUGUUCUCCGUGGAGGACCACCGUCGGAGGGAGUACACAGAACCAGGGAACCUGGCCAUCGGCUUCUCUCUCAGCGCAGGCGUGCUCAUCGGGGGUCGGUUCUCUGGAGGCAGUAUGAACCCGGCACGUUCCCUGGGUCCAGCCAUCAUCACUGGCUUCUGGGAAAACCACUGGGUGUACUGGAUUGGACCGGUGCUGGGUGCAGUGCUGGCCGGGGUGUCCCAUGAGUUCUUCUUUGCCCCGAGUGCAUCGAGGCAGAAGCUGGUUGCGUGUCUGACCUGUAAGGACAUAGAGAUGGUGGAGGCAACCAGCGUAUCCCGGUCCUCCCUGUCCACCGUCACCCAGACCGCCAUGAGGGCUAAGCAGGUCAACAAACAGGAGCAAAACUAGAAAGGGACACAUCAUGCUACACAACAAUAUGUAGUGGGGUCUGAAAUGAUUGACACCCUUGAUAAAGAUGAGCAAUAAUGACUGUAUACAAUAAAUUAUUCAAAUAAUGAGCUAAAUUGACUUCAGAAGGUUUUCAUACCCCUUGACUUAUUCCACAUUUUACAGACUGAAUUAAAAAUGGAUUCAAUAGAUGUUUUUCUUACCUAUCUACAUACAAUACACCAUAAUGACAAAGUGAAAACCUGUUUUUAGAUUUUUUUGGGCUAAUUUAUUGAAAACGAAAUACAUAAAUGUCUCAUUUAAAUAAGUAUUCACGCCUCUUUGCUAUGACACUCCAAAUUGAGCUCAGGUGCAUUCAAUUUCCUUUUGAUCAUCCUUGAGAUGUUGCUACAACUUGACUGGAGUCCAACUGUGGUCAAUUCAAUUGUUCGGACAUGGUUUAGAAAGAAACACACCUGUCUAUAUAAGGUCCCACAGAUGGCAGUGCAUUUCAGAGCAGAAACUAUAAGUCCAAGGAACUGCCAGUAGAUCACCGAGAUAGAAUUGUGACGAGGCGUAUAUUUGUGGAAGGGUAUAAAACCAUUUCUAUAGUGUUGAAAGUUUCCAAGAGCACAGUGGUCUCCAUUGUUGGGAAAUUGAAAAAAUAUGGAACUACCUAGACUCUGACUAGAGCUGGCCGUCUGACCAAACUGAGCAACCGGGCAAGAAAGACCUUGGUCAGGGUGGUGACUAAGAACCCAAUGACCACUCUGACAGAACUACAGAGUUCCUUGGCUGAGAUGGGAGAACCUGCCAGAUGGCUAUGUCUCUACAGCACUUCAUCAAGUUUGACUUUACGGGAGAGUGGCCAGACAGAAGCUGCUCCUGACAAAAAGGUAAAUGACAGCACACAAAAAAGUUUGCGAAAAGGCAAAAGAAUCUGUCGUCUGAAGAGACAAUGUUACUCUUUGGCCUGAAUGCAAAGCGCUGUGUCCGGAGAGAACCAAGCACAGCUCAUCACCCAUCUAACAUCAUCCCUACCGUGAAGCAUGGUGGUGGCAGCAUCAUGCUAUGGGGAUGCCUUUCAGCGGCAUGGACUGGGGAGACUGGUAAGGAUAGAGGGAACAAUGAAUGAAGCCAAAUACAGGCAAAUCCUUAAUGAGAACUUGCUUCAGAGUGCAAACGACCUAAGACUGGGGCAACGCUGGAAUGGCUUCAGAACAAGAAUGUUGAAAGUCCUUGAGUUGCCCGGCCAAAGCCUAGACUUGAAUCUUAUUGAAAAUCUGUGGAAAUCUGUUCACCGCCACUCCCCUUCCAAUUGAACAAAGCUUGAAAAAGAAUAAUGGGUGAAAAUCCACAAAUUGAGAUGUGCAGAGCUGAUACCAACAUACCCAAGCUGUAAUCACUGCCAAAGGUGCUUCUACAAAGUAUUGACUCAGGGGUGUGGAUAGUUAUGUAAAUGAGAUAUUUCUGUAUUUAAUUUUCAAUACAUUUGCAAAAAAUGUAUAAAAACACGUGUUUUACUCGUUAUGGAGCGUUGUAUGCAGAUCGGUUAGAAAAAUAUAUAUUUAAUCCAUUUUGAAUUCAGACUGUCACACAACAAAAUGUGGAAUAAGUCCAGGGGUAUGAAUACUUUCUGAGGUACACAUAAAAAAAAGGGGGAAAUUAUAUUAUUUUAUACUAACACAAUUGCACAGAGAAAGAGAUUUAGUUUAGCAAGUCAUAUGGUUUCCCCUUUAAAAAGGUAAAUGUUAUUGACUCCUCUAAAGACUCUUAGAAAUUAAGUACUCAAACGUUUUGUAUUUUGUCCCGUAUUCCUACCACGCAAUGAUUACAUCAAGCGUGUGACGUUACAAACUUGCUGGAUGCAUUUGCAUUUCGUUUUGGUUGUGUUUAAGAUUAUUUGUGUCCUAUAGAAAUUCAUGGUAAAUAAUGUUUUGUGUCGUUUUGGAGUCACUUUUAUUGUAAAUAAGAAGAGAAUAUGUUUCCAUUCACUUCUACAUUAAUGUGGAUGCUACCAUGAUCACGGAUAAUCCUGAAUGAAUUGUGAAUAAUGAUGAGUGAUAAAGUUACAUAGGGUCAAAGAUCAUACCCCAAGACACGCUAACCUCUCACCUUUACCGAUAACAGGGGAUGUUAGCAUUCCUUGUGAGGUAUGAUCUUUGACCCUAUGUAACUUUAUCACUCAUUAUUAUUCUACAAUUCACCAGAAAGACAAGGCACUCUGGGAAAUAUGCAAAUAACACUUUACACUAAGCAGUGUAUUAAUUUAACACUGAAAAGUGUGGACCUGUAUAGACAGUGGACCAGUGUUUCAUUUAACACUGGAGAAUUUUCUGUGUACAUUAGCAUAAGAUAAAUGCGAUAUUAUGAACUGGGUGGUUCGAGCCCUGAAUGCUGAUUGGCUGACAGUUGUGGUAUAUCAGACAAACAUUUAUUUUUACGUUGGUAACCAGUUGAUAAUAGCAAUUAGGCACCUCGUAGGUUUGUGGUAUAUGGCCAAUAUACCACGGCCAAGGACUGUAUCCAGGCUCUCCACGUUGCGUUGUGCAUAUCAACAGCCCUUAGCCGUGGUAUAAUGGCCAUAUACCACACACCCCCCCGGCCUUAUUGCUUAAAUACGUAUAAUAUAAAUAUACAUAUAACGAUGAAGACAACACAGUUAUAGUUUCUAAUUACAUAUGAAUGUGUAGCCUUCACACUUAGCCAGAACAUGUCAAAUUGUACAUACAUUAUAUAUAUAUUACACAAUUUGAUCAAUAUUCAGUGUUAUCAGUGAUGUUAUUCUAAUUUACGGAGAAAUGUGAUGUAUAACCCAACAACCACUCAAAGAAAUGUCCGUUUUGUAACACAGAAUCCUUUUAUUUUAGCAUUACUCACCCUGUCGUCUGUGAAUGCUUUGAAAUGCUAAAGAGGCCAGCGGUCUGUACUCUGAUCACUGACACGCUAACAUAGGCCACCAUCUCUGUCCUCUCUUCCUAAGGCUCUCUCAUCUCAAAGCUCUUGUUAUUCUGCUAUUCACUGUCAAAUCAGUCCUCAGACAAGAGCCCUCGAAUGGCCCAGGUCUAAACAGGUUGUGGGAUCAGCUUUUCACAGACGCGCUCCCUACCCCCUUCUUCAAGAUUCUGGGGGUUUGUAAUUAGCAAUUGUAGGCGGAAAACAUUUUGGGGAGAUGAAGUACCUUUUUGAAUGUGUUUAGGUUUUUUGUUACCUGAAUUGCUAUGGAUGUCUCGUUGCAAAUGGUCAACUUUUUGAAUUGUUUUUGUUAACUGCAUAAAGCUAUGGAUGUUUAAGAAUUAAAAGCUGGGCAAUCGUUA
Oncorhynchus nerka (sockeye salmon) is the source of this 6708-nucleotide messenger RNA. RefSeq names its product aquaporin-4. The coding region runs from base 2537 to 3412 and encodes 291 amino acids. Gene Ontology annotation, cellular component: plasma membrane. The transcript has 6 exons. NCBI's taxonomy places the organism in Eukaryota, Metazoa, Chordata, Actinopteri, Salmoniformes, Salmonidae. Gene Ontology annotation, biological process: transmembrane transport; water transport. Gene Ontology annotation, molecular function: water channel activity. The record is from RefSeq and is a predicted model, not a curated record.